Diospyros lotus (date-plum) is the source of this 1706-nucleotide messenger RNA. Its product is annotated as ATPase GET3B. The transcript is spliced from 12 exons. Gene Ontology annotation, cellular component: GET complex. The record is from RefSeq and is a predicted model, not a curated record. Lineage: Eukaryota; Viridiplantae; Streptophyta; Magnoliopsida; Ericales; Ebenaceae. Gene Ontology annotation, molecular function: ATP binding; ATP hydrolysis activity. Gene Ontology annotation, biological process: post-translational protein targeting to endoplasmic reticulum membrane. Bases 38 to 1336 code for a protein of 432 amino acids.
UUUGGCAUAUGACAUUCGUGUACGCUUGUUGAUUCCCAUGGCGGUGUGUGGUUUCUCCGGAGUGAGCCGUAAGCCAACGACAGAGAAUAUGGCAGCGUUACUUGUCGGCCCUUCCAUGGCUUCCCCUUCAAUUCUGAGGUACCCAGUAACGAAUUCGAUGACAGCGAUGAAUUUUGUUCAUCAUUUGCCAAAAACCCACAUGGUCAUCCCUUUUCGGGGAGCGGAAACGUGCUUCAGCUCGAGCUUUUUCUCUCUUUGCAUACCGAGAAAACAGUUUCCGAAGUCAUUUCAAGUGCGGUCAGUUGCAGCUCCUUCAGAAGCCACUACUGGGUUUGAUGAGAUGGUUUCUGGGACCAAGAGGAAAUAUUAUAUGUUAGGUGGAAAGGGAGGGGUUGGAAAGACAAGCUGUGCUGCAUCUCUUGCUGUAAAAUUUGCUAACAAUGGUCACCCUACUCUUGUGGUUUCAACUGACCCUGCUCAUUCUUUAAGUGACUCCUUUGCUCAGGAUUUGACUGGAGGGAUGCUAGUGCCAGUUGAAGGACCUGAUUAUCCAUUGUUUGCCCUGGAGAUAAACCCUGAGAAAGCUAGGGAAGAAUUUCGCAGCGCAAGCCAAAAAAAUGGUGGAAGUGGAAUCAAAGAUUUCAUGGACGGCAUGGGCCUUGGGAUGCUUGUUGAACAGUUGGGAGAAUUAAAGCUGGGAGAGCUGCUGGACACACCUCCUCCUGGUCUGGAUGAAGCAAUUGCCAUUUCCAAGGUUAUGCAAUUCCUUGAAUCAAAAGAGUAUAAUAUGUUUACAAGAAUAGUUUUUGAUACUGCCCCAACGGGUCAUACACUUAGGCUUUUGUCCUUGCCUGAUUUCUUGGAUGCAUCUAUAGGGAAGAUAUUGAAGCUUAAGCAGAAGCUAGCUUCAGCUACUUCAGCCAUCAAAUCUGUCUUUGGCCAGGAAGGAACCCAGCAGGAUGCUGCUGACAAAUUAGAGCGUUUAAGGGAGAGAAUGAUAAAAGUACGGGAGCUUUUCCGUGACACAGAUGCAACAGAAUUUGUCAUUGUAACGAUCCCCGCGGUUAUGGCGGUGAGUGAAUCAUCAAGGUUGCGAGCAUCCUUGAAGAAGGAAAAUGUUCCUGUCAGGAAACUUAUUGUUAAUCAGGUCCUUCCUCCAUCUGCCUCUGACUGCAAAUUUUGUGCAAUGAAAAGGAAGGAUCAGAUGCGUGCUCUUGAUAUGAUACGGAGUGAUCCAGAACUAUCUGGCUUGACACUGAUUGAGGCACCCCUUGUUGACGUGGAGAUCAGAGGUGUCCCCGCUCUCCAGUUCCUGGGCGACAUUGUUUGGAAAUGAAAAUCUGCUUGAUGAUAUCCGGAUUCAGUAUAAUUGUUGCGGCAGUUGCUUGGACUGACUGUUGUUGAGAUCCGGUCACACGCUGGAAGUUGGCUGUUCACGCCCCUUUUAGAAUGGUUUGCCGCUGGCUCGACUGUCUCUGUAAAGACAAACUGCCAUGGAGAUGCUGGCUGGACACCGAGCUGAUUCAUCUUUACACAAGGAUGUGCAUAAAGCUGCAAAGAUACUGAGUUACAUUACAAUGUAGAAGGACAAAUUUUAUCUACCGGGUAAUGGAAUUUUGUGUUUUGUCAGUAAUUUUAACUAGUAGACAAGCAACAUCAAGAGGAAAUGAAUAAAGCAAAUGUUGCUUAGCAUGAUUUGAGCUCUC